GAAAUUAAAUUGUAUCAUUUAUCACAAUUGUAAAGUUUUAUUUCAGACCUGUUAUCAUUUAGGUUCUUCACCGGUCACUGCGCAUGUACCGAAACCUUGAUAGCAACCAUUCCUAACUGGACCUGUUUGAAACGAGAUUGAAGAACAACAUCAGACAUCAUGACAACUUACAGGGGAGCUGACAGCAAGAGGGAAGAGUUCAGAAAAUAUUUAGAGAAAGCAGGUGUAUUAGAUGCCUUAACAAAAGUUUUGGUUGGGUUGUAUGAAGAACCAGAAAAGCCAAAUAAUGCAUUGGACUUUUUAAAACAGCAUUUGGGAGCUUCAGGUCCAGAAACAGCUGAUGUUGAGGCCUUAAAAUUAGAAGUAACAGAACUUAGACAGAAAAUAGAACAGCUGACAGAGGAAAACAAUGAAUUAAAAACAAAGGUACAACAAUAUGAACCAGAAGGACAAGAAACUCAAUGAAGAUAAAAAGACAUUUUAUAUUAUUUAUGACAGAAACUGUUAUUCUACUUUAGUUUUCUUUUAUUGGCUAUGACAGAGAAAACUGCCACACCUUUUGUAUUUAUUUCCUGAAGUCAAGUAAAAGAUCUGAUUGUUUUUUAUCAGUUUGAAAAAUUUAAAAGAAGAUGCAGUUAAAAAUUCAAGAUAAUGCUAUGGAUAUGAUUUUAUUUAUUUUCUAAGAUAUCCAUUGUAUCAAAAUAUAAAUUUUCAGAUAUUAUAUAUAGCAUUCCCACCAAUAAUGAAAAAUGUUUUGUUGAUUUUUUAUUUUAAAAAUGUUGUUUUUUGAAGUUUUCUCCAAUCAACUAUCAUUAGAACUGGGGCAUCUUAACUAUUGUUCAUGAUUUCAAUUUCAUUCAUACACUUGUACGUUUUUAUGUGGUUGAUUUCUUAGUUUUUUUAAGUAUUUUUGUUAAAUGACUUGUUAAAAUGUACACCUAUCAAUUGAGUUCCUUUAGUGGGAAGUUUUCUAUUGGUAUGCCUGUGAUUAGCAUUGAUUUAUAUAGAGUUACAUAAAGUCCAAAAACAGAAAGAUUGUUUCAAAGGAAUGUCAUGUUUAGUUUUAAGAAGAGUGAAGGUUUUGAGAGGAAAGAUGAUAUAUUUAUGGAUUAUCAAUUUUAUCUCAUUAUAUUAAUGAUAAAGGCAGGCCUUUUAUGUAUACACUGUAUAUUUAUGCUUUUAAUGACGGUGAUAAAUUCUUUCAUUUUACCUUGGACACAAUUAUUUGCAUUUUAUUUUACAUGUAUAUGCACAGGUUGAAAACAUAUCUAUGUACAUUUGAAUACAUUGAGAGGAAGUACAAUAAAUCUUUUGUUUAUUGUGUAAAAACAGCUGUUUUAUGGCCAUAUUUUAAUGGUACAAUGACAUCUUAAUUUAUCCACUUCUAUGACGAAUGAAAUAAUUAAUUGCCAUCACCAUCUUAUAGUCAAUUUGAACUAUGUUUAGGAAAUGAUGUUUUAUUGUGUCAGAAGAACCAUUUUGUACAAUGUAUGUGGACCAAUAAAAAAAUGAUAAUUUGGGUA
Messenger RNA from Mytilus trossulus (common blue mussel), 1523 nucleotides. Its product is annotated as c-Myc-binding protein-like. The transcript has 5 exons. The record is from RefSeq and is a predicted model, not a curated record. Gene Ontology annotation, molecular function: transcription coactivator activity. Lineage: Eukaryota; Metazoa; Mollusca; Bivalvia; Mytilida; Mytilidae. Gene Ontology annotation, biological process: regulation of DNA-templated transcription. Bases 160 to 465 code for a protein of 101 amino acids. Gene Ontology annotation, cellular component: nucleus.